CGUGUGUGUCCGUAUCCCUGCAGCAUCACGCUGCUCUUCUGCAGCACUAACACUCACAGCACAACCUCGAGAGAGCGAUUCACAGAGACACUCGUUACUUUACUAUCCUCCACUCGCCUCGCAGGCUUUAACGACGAUGCUUUGAUUCGCAGCAGAUUCAUUUGGAUCAUUCUUCCUGAUUGUUUCGCCUAUCUAUAAACGCCAUUCAUCUACAGAGGACCGCGCGAAUUAUUCACAGAUCAGAAGAGAAACGCACUGUUGUGUCUGAAGGCGGCUUUAGUGCAGCAUCGCAGGAUGGCUGAUGUCAGCGCAGAAUGCAACAUCAGGGUUUUGUGUCGCUUCAGACCCCUGAACCACACCGAAACCCUCCGAGGGGACAAAUAUAUCCCCACAUUUCAAGGAGAUGACACUGUCAUCAUCGGGGGGAAGCUGUAUGUUUUUGACAAAGUCUUUCCCACGAAUUGCACACAGGAGCAGGUGUACAACACCUGUGCCAAACAGAUUGUCAAAGAUGUUCUGGACGGUUAUAACGGCACCAUCUUUGCGUACGGACAGACGUCAUCUGGUAAAACCUACACUAUGGAGGGGAAACUGCACGAUCCUGACGGAAGGGGAAUCAUCCCGAGGAUCGCUGAAGACAUUUUUAACCACAUUUACACCAUGGACGAAAACCUCGAGUUCCACAUUAAGGUUUCCUAUUUUGAAAUCUACAUGGAUAAAAUCCGUGACCUACUUGACGUGAGUAAGACAAACCUGUCCGUGCAUGAAGACAAGAACCGAGUUCCCUAUGUGAAGGGUUGUACUGAACGUUUUGUCUCCAGUCCUGAAGAAGUGAUGGAUGUUAUUGAUGAAGGCAAAGCCAACCGCCACGUUGCUGUUACAAAUAUGAAUGAACACAGCUCCAGAAGCCACAGCAUAUUCCUCAUCAACAUCAAGCAGGAGCACGUGGAGACCGAGCAGAAACUCUGUGGAAAACUUUACCUGGUGGAUCUGGCCGGGAGCGAGAAGGUGAGUAAGACAGGUGCAGAAGGAGCCGUCCUGGAUGAAGCCAAGAACAUCAACAAGUCUCUGUCUGCGCUGGGGAACGUCAUAUCAGCUCUGGCUGAAGGAACCAAGACUCACGUGCCGUACCGAGACAGUAAGAUGACGCGGAUCCUGCAGGAGGCAGAGCAGUGGAAGAGGAAAUAUGAGAAAGAGAAGGAGAAGAACAAGAACCUGAAAGAGAACAUCCAGAGACUGGAGGCGGAGCUUAACCACUGGCAUAACGGUGAGUUUGUCACGCCGCUGGAUCUCAUGGCUGUGAUUCCUGUCGAAUCUGAUGUCAGUGAAGACGCAGCUUUAGACAAUCAGAGCAAUGGCGCGUGUGAGCGAAUCCCAGAGGAACACAAGCUCAAAUAUGAGGAAGACAUACGCAAACUCUACAAACAGCUCGACGACAAGGACGAUGAGAUUAAUCUACAGUGUCAGCUGGUGGAAAAACUGAAGGAGCAAAUGCUGGAUCAAGAAGAGCUGCUAGCGUCGUCGCGUGGAGACGGUGAGCGUGUGCAGUGCGAGUUGAGUCGUCUUCAAGCGGACAGCGACAGCGCAAAGACCGAGGUGAAGGAGGUUCUGCAGGCGCUGGAGGAACUCGCUCUGACCUACGACCAGAAGAGUCAGGAGGCCGAAGACACGAGGAUCCACAACAGACGCCUCAUCGCGGAGCUGUCGCACAAAACCUCGGAUCUGAUGUGUUUGGAGGCGGAGUUUUCCCGGCUACAGGAAGUGAGUGGCCACCAGAGGAAGCGCAUCACUGAGGUGUUAAACACUCUGAUGAAGGAUAUCAAUGACUUCAGCUUCAUACUGGGAAACGGAGACCUCAGACUGCCGUGUGACCUGUCAGGUGUGCAGGAGGAGGAAUACGCCGUGGUGUGUGUGUAUGUGAGCAAAGUCAAGUCUGAGCUGAAGUCGGUGGUGAAACGCUGCGGACAGCUGGAGGCUUUACAGACUGACUGUCACCGAAAGAUGGAGGAGACCGGCAGAGAGCUGUCGUCCUGUCAGCUGCUCAUAUCACAGAAAAAUGAAAGUGCUCAGGAUAACCCGCUGGACACGGACGAGUCUGGAAACGGAAAGAAAGCAGACGCUCAGCGUGAGCCGCAGCACAAGCAGCUCGGCCGUCUGCGCGACGACAUCAACCACAAACAGAAGAUCAUCGACGAGCUCAAAGAUGAUAACCAGAGGCUGAGUCUGCAGCGGGAGCAGAUGAGCGCGGAGUUCAGCGUCCUGAAGAAGCGAGAGCAAGAGAAAAGCCGACAGCUGGAGGAGCUCAGAUUUCUGCAUGAACGUCAGGAGCAGACCAGGCAGGACAUGAAGGGUCUGGAGGAGACCGUCGCCCGAGAACUCCAGACGCUCCAUAACCUGAGGAAGCUGUUUGUUCAAGACCUGACGGCUCGAGUCAAACAGAGCUCUGAGCUGGAUGACAGCGGAGGCUGUUCCACACAGAAACAGAAGAUCUCCUUUCUCGAGAACAACCUGGAACAGCUCACAAAAGUUCACAAACAGCUGGUUCGUGAUAAUGCAGAUCUGCGCUGCGAGCUUCCGAAGCUGGAGAAGCGUCUUCGCUCCACGGCGGAUCGGGUUCGAGCGCUGGAGGAUGCGCUGACAGAAGCCAAAGAAGGAGCUAUGAAGGACCGCCGGCGCUACCAGCAGGAGGUCGAGCGAAUCAAAGACGCCAUGAGAGCCAGAAACGGCUUCAGACGGCCUCACGCUGCGCUCAUCGGUCAUUAGUCUCUACUGGACGAUUAAACCAAUGAAUCUCAAACAUCAUCUCUCUGUUAUUACUCUGCAUGAGAUGAAUCAGCUUUCAUUUGUGUAGUAUUUUAUUAACUAUGUUUUCCAAAAAUAGCCAUUAUCACAUUACAAUAUGUG
Sinocyclocheilus anshuiensis is the source of this 2904-nucleotide messenger RNA. Its product is annotated as kinesin heavy chain-like. The transcript is spliced from 23 exons. The record is from RefSeq and is a predicted model, not a curated record. Bases 295 to 2763 code for a protein of 822 amino acids. Gene Ontology annotation, biological process: microtubule-based movement. Gene Ontology annotation, molecular function: microtubule motor activity; microtubule binding; ATP binding. NCBI's taxonomy places the organism in Eukaryota, Metazoa, Chordata, Actinopteri, Cypriniformes, Cyprinidae.